CCGGGAUUAAUCCGAGCUAUUCAAUUGUAUUUAUAUAUGGGGUAAACACAGUAGUUUAAGGAUAAUAUGUAAUUUGCCCCGUAUAAUUAGUCAUGUAUGAUAACCUGUGACGUAAACGUCCAGUCUUGACUCAGUUGACCAGAAAGUUGGACGAAUACGCCAUGAAUUGUGUAAAAUAAUUUAAAAUGAAAGUUAUUAUCUUUCUAUUGUGUUGUGUGUGCGGAAAUUAUGGUGAAAAUGUGACCACAGUUCAUUUCGACAUUAGAAUAAGCGAUGACACAGCGCAUUGUAACCCAGAAGUAAUAAACGGAAACGGAACUAGAAGAGCUCGCCAAGUGGUCGUAGAAACGGGUAAAAACAUUAUAUUGAAUGCUGGCUUGCAGGCAAUUUAUGGUCACAUCGAAAGAGCUAAUUGCUCAUAUAACAAUGGUUCAGGACCUUAUGAUUUGGCUGAUGAAUAUGACAUACAGCAACAUAAUGAGGCUUGGUUUGAGGAACAUGAAGUAACUAAAUCGAUGUAUGGAAAAUGGAGUUGCAGGCUACGUUUUAACCAUGACACACAUCAUAAUAUUAACCGUGUGGACAGCGAAGGAUACACUUAUGUUCUUUGCAGUAUCACCGUGAAAAACCUUGAUUCAGAUGUAUCUACAACGCCAUCUCCAGCCGCCUUAGAGAACAAAUCAGUCAUGGAUAUCAAUAAUCCUAACUUAUGGUACAUCAUCGGAGGAGUGGGUAUCGUCGUGCUUUUGAUCAUUAUCGGACAGACUAUAGCUUUGUGCUACUUCAGAAAAAAAGCACAACCGCAACGCAGGAUGGACAAGAUGACACCCAGCAGUACAUUUGACAGAGGUGACCGAGCAAGAUACAGCGCGCCACCAUGCAAGAAGAGCAAAGAACCACUCCCAGAGUGUGACAGAGACAGCCAUAUCUACGAGUUGGUGGUUGUCAACGGGAACUAUAACAAGGCCUGUGAGCUGGCAGCAGCAGUUGAAAGCGAAGCAAGCGUACGGAGCAUCAGAGACCGACCUCCGUUACCCCUACCACAUGAAAUGGAACCCGCCGAAACUAUUCCACGUAAAAAGCAGUCGCGCAUGGCGUCCAUGGCUACGAAUUUGAGGCUUUCUAUCACGGGCUCCAGCAAUCUGAGAAGUAAGAAGAAGCUGCCCCCACCGCCUGCACAGAGCUCUAAAAAAGCACCGGCCCGUCCACCGAAGCAGAUAGACGAGGCAAGCCUUCCUGGGUCCCUGAAGCGACCAGCGAAACCCGCGCCCGCUUCCGCACCCGCUUCCGCACCCGCUGCUUCUUCCGCCUUUAAGCCCAGCACCAUACCUAAGAAUACUGCUACUGAGUCUCCAAUGUCAGAAUUGAAAAACGUUUUCAAGAACAGGAACAUCGGAAUAGAUACAGCAACAUCUUCCCCGAACGCCGCAAUAGAAAAGAAAAAUCCACCGAAGGUCCAAACAAAACCAGUUCAGCCAAAACAACCACUAAUCGCCUCCAAACCCAUUCAACCAAAUCAAAUGAAACUAAUUCUACCAAAGAUAGAAGCGAGUUUAAAAACUCCUAAACCUAUAAACACUACUAUAUCACCACAGAAACCUUCUUUAGUGAAAAAACCGCAGCCAACAGUGUCGAACGCUUCACAAAAUUCAAAAUGGCCCCCUGUUUUAACAGAAACACAACAGGCGCCAAAGUUGGUCCCUGCGAAACAAGUCCAAAAGUCGAUUCAGAAACGGCCGUUACCAAAACCUGAUGCAAGGCCGUUACCGCCGGAUCCAGUUCUAGAGGAUGAUGAUGAUGACGAUAUGCCAAUAUAUCAACUAGCUGACGAAGAUGACACACCAGAUGCGGAAGAUGAUGAAGAAUGGACAUACGAACCACUAGAACAAUACAACAUAUACAAUAUGUAGACUACAAUUAUAGUCAAAAUAAUAAUAGGAUUCAUUUGUACUUACUAUAGUAUUUCGGGUGUGGCCGUCAACUUAUGAUUUAUAUGUAAUUAUUGUGUCUUUGCCUAAGAUUUAUUUUAAUAAGCUACACUGUGGCAAAGACUUUCUUAAGGGAGGGAGGGGGCUGUCGCUUGGACAGCCUUCUCAACUAUUAUUACUGGUAGAGAAUGCCUUAUGGCAUAAAGUCUGCCAUUUAUACUUAUAAUAUUGCAAUAUUAUGUGCAAUGAAUUUUUAAAAAAAUAGUGAUCUGAUCAUUUUGUAGAAGUCAUAUUUUAGAAUACAUGGCCAAUUCAUUUUCUUUUUGGUGAUGGAGAAAGUGAUUUAAUUAGGCUAAUAUCGAACCCGAUAGGUUUGUUCAAUAAUUAUUAAAUAACUACUGUAAAAAUUCUUAAUCACAGUAACUCAGUGGACCUUGAUUGUCUCCCGGUUUUACCACUGUGUUACAUUUUUA
This is a messenger RNA of Cydia fagiglandana, 2401 nucleotides long. RefSeq lists its product as uncharacterized. The transcript is spliced from 15 exons. The coding region runs from base 186 to 1910 and encodes 574 amino acids. Lineage: Eukaryota; Metazoa; Arthropoda; Insecta; Lepidoptera; Tortricidae. The record is from RefSeq and is a predicted model, not a curated record.